AUGGAUUUGCGCGGCCAGCGAUUUGUCGUCGAUUUAUCGGAUGAUGAGCAAGCCGAUGAAUCCCCAUCCGCCUCGAGAAUCCCCUCAAAUAUACCCCCAUCCCUUCUCCCAGGCUUCAUUGGCGACAUCAAGGAGCGCGAUCCUGCCCCACCAUCCCCUCCAAAAUUGAAGUCCACCUCGACCGGAUUCCCCGAACACAAGAAGAGAACGAGGGUAUCAGCCUUCAAACAGCAGAGAGGAGCACCUGCGAACCCUCCAGCUCCAGAUACCCAUAAUGCUUCGCCGCAAACUACCCCGGCGCCACUGCCGUCUAGUGGGCGUGCCCGCCCAGUGGACCCCAGCUUCGACGAGAGCGAGCGGCGUCAGAUCGAUGAGGAUAAUAAGGAAAGAUUAGCAGCUAUGACAGCCGAAGAAAUAGAAGACGAAAGACGGGACCUGUUCAGUGCGCUAGAUCCUUCUUUGCUAAAACGGUUUCUGGCCCGGGCGGAUUUGGAUGGAGGGCGUGGCGACACGGGAAUAGAUUUGCCUUCGACCGCCCUGGAUAUCAACAACGACCAUAGGGUUCAAGCACAACCGGAAGGGGGUGUUGGUGACUUACCUACGCCUAAAUUGGUUGGCAAGCAAGUUGGCGCGUCGAAAUCCGUGAGGUUUAACGACGAGAAGGAGGAUCCAGAACCAGUAGGUCUCCAACCGGCCACAGAUAUGGAACGCGGUGUACCUGCACCUAAACCAGCUGGGAAAAAGGUCGAUGCCCCUAAAUCUGUCGCUUUUGAAGACGACCAGGAGCCUGCAGAGCCAAUCCCCUAUACAGACACAAAAAUACACUUCCCAAACGCCCCGUCAGCCCCAGAUCUCGACCCGGCCGACCCCUCAUUCCUCGAAAACCUUCAUCACAAAUACUUUCCCAGCCUCCCAGCAGACCCGUCCAAGUUGGCGUGGAUGGCGCCCAUACCAACACAGGGAUCUGUUGCAGACCAAGAAUCCCCAUACUACCCGGGCCAAGACGCCGUCACAGCCUCAGCACUCCGUUUCGAUUUCCGAGGUGGUCUAUUACCCCCGCGAAUAUCCAGAGCGGUGCCGACCACCAAAGGGCUACAUCAUCAUGGCGAGGCCCCGGAAUCUGCGGGGUAUACGGUACCAGAACUAGCUCGGCUUGCAAGAUCUGCGUUUCCUGCACAGAGGUGCAUUGCGUUUCAGACGCUAGGCCGAUUGCUGUACCGGCUAGGUAGGGGGGAGUGGGGCGAUGAAGAUGGCGAGAUAACGAAGGGCUUGUGGAGGUGUGCGGAGGAAGGGAAAGUCGUUGAGACUCUUGAGGAAGCAGCUAGCACGGAAGGAGGGCAUCAAGGAAGUAAAGCGUAUGCUACAGAAGCCCUAUGGUUGUGGCAAAAGGGAGGUGGGAAACGCUGGAAGGCAUCUUGA
Venustampulla echinocandica is the source of this 1419-nucleotide messenger RNA. RefSeq lists its product as uncharacterized. The transcript has a single exon. Gene Ontology annotation, cellular component: nucleus. The record is from RefSeq and is a predicted model, not a curated record. Gene Ontology annotation, biological process: transcription by RNA polymerase II. Lineage: Eukaryota; Fungi; Ascomycota; Leotiomycetes; Helotiales; Pleuroascaceae. The coding region runs from base 1 to 1419 and encodes 472 amino acids.